AACGGGGAAAGCAGAGUGGUGGCAGCAUCGGACCUAUAUAAACAGACAAACUAGACCGAGUGUGGGAAAGUAAGACAAGCAUCCAAUGGUCUAGGAAAAAGGAAGAACAAAUUGAUGUGUUGAUAAAAUUCACAGUGGGAUACUAGUCAUACCCGUUCUGGGACAGCGUACCUUACCCAGACUGUGUUCGUCUGUGUUGUCAGAAUGUAAAAUCCGACUCUCCAGGUGUGUUACAGGUCCCAGUCUAGACUUGAUGAUGCCGCCAGUGCUGGAUAGAAGGGCUCAGCAACUAACAGUCACCCGUCCUACGCCGCCCUCUGGUGUGUGAAACAGGAACUUCAGGCAGGAUGGAGCAUGUGGUGCUGGACGGGAUGGACAUGGAGAUUGUCAAGCACUACAACCACUCGGGGAAAUGGGGGCGUCCGCGGAGCAGCGGGGCCUGUAAGACGGCCCUGCUGCUGAUGAUCUGCGUGCUCAUCGUGCUGGAGAACGUCACUGUGUUGCUGGCCCUGUGGAGGAAUAAGCGCUUCCACAACCGCAUGUACGUCCUCAUUGGCAACCUGGCACUGUCCGACCUGCUGGCCGGCGUGGCCUACGUGGUCAACAUCUUCACCUCGGGCAGCCGCACCUUCUACCUCAAGCCGGCUCAGUGGCUGGCGCGUGAGGGAAGCAUGUUCGUGGCCCUCAGCGCCUCCACCUUCAGCCUGCUCGCCAUUGGCAUCGAGCGUCACAUGACGAUGGUCCGCCUGCGGCCCUGCAAGGUGGCGGGGCGGGGUCGGCUGCUGGGGCUGCUGGGGGCAUGCUGGGCGGUGUCAGUGCUGCUUGGCGCUCUGCCUAGCCUCGGCUGGAACUGCCGGAACCAGCUGUCCUCCUGCUCCACCGUGCUGCCCCUAUACGACAAGAAAUAUGUGGCUUUCUGCAUCAGCGUCUUCACCGGCCUGCUGGUGGCCAUCGUCAUCCUCUACAUCCGCAUCUACCAGCUGGUGACGUCGAGCGGGAGACGGGUGAGCAGCCGGCCCUCGGAGCGCUCGCUGGCCUUGCUGCGCACUGUGGUCAUCGUGCUGGGCGUAUUUGUGGUGUGCUGGGCGCCCCUCUUCCUGCUGCUGCUCCUGGAUGUGGGCUGCAGCCCGACGCGCUGCCCUGUGCUGUACCAGGUGGACUGGUUCAUCGCCCUGGCCGUGCUCAACUCGGCCCUCAACCCCCUCAUCUACACCCUGUCCAGCCGGGAGAUGAGGGCCGCCUUCUUCCGCCUGCUGUGCUGCUGCCAGCCGCACCUAGACUCCCCGCCUGCCAAUGCAGCCGCCCCCCACCUGGGCACGGUCAUCCCCACGGUGGAGAACAGUAAGUCCAGCAUCGGCGGCAGUGGGAGUGGGGUGACAGGGGCAGCCCGGGGGCCGCCCACCAAGGGUAAGAUACCAACUCCCUUGAGUUCCAGCCACCAGCGGGCUGACCCUCCCGCCCCCACGCCCUCACACCCCUCUGGCCCUGCUGACCUGUUCUCUGCGGUCCUGGUUAAGGCGGGGGCGCUCCCCUCACUGGGAAAGUUCUGACAUCAUGACACAGUCUGAUGCUGCAUCUCUGCUCAUCUGCCCUGUUCUGGAAUAAUCUCAGUGCUCUAACCCAGGGGCUCCCUCAUACUGGUACGCCCAGAUUCCAGAUCUACACCCCUGAGGACACACAUCCAGUGACAUCCCUGCAUUUGCUGUUAAGAUAACCACUUCCACAACAGAGACUUUGAGACACAAGUGCAUAUAACUGAAUCCUCAGCAAGGGCAGACAGCUCUUU
Molecule: messenger RNA, 1786 nt
Organism: Megalops cyprinoides (Indo-Pacific tarpon)
Lineage: Eukaryota; Metazoa; Chordata; Actinopteri; Elopiformes; Megalopidae
Gene: s1pr3a
Product: sphingosine-1-phosphate receptor 3a
Exons: 2
Coding region: 348-1550 (400 amino acids)
Biological process (GO): G protein-coupled receptor signaling pathway
Cellular component (GO): membrane
Molecular function (GO): sphingosine-1-phosphate receptor activity
Source: RefSeq, a predicted model, not a curated record